Messenger RNA from Anisakis simplex (herring worm), 2727 nucleotides. The record is from the annotation of a GenBank genome assembly. Lineage: Eukaryota; Metazoa; Nematoda; Chromadorea; Rhabditida; Anisakidae.
AUGCAGCAUGUUUGUGAGACGUGUCUCCUAGAUGGAGACUCUACAAAUGCAGCCAGACGAUAUACGCCGAAAUGCGGACAACGAUGCCGUGACGAGCGUUUGUCCUCUGAAGACGAUCGACUUCUCGCGAUGAAUGGUGACGGUCCACCAAAUGAGAGUUCCUCAGCAGAUGAGGAAGGUGAUGAGAACGAUCAGGAUGGCGUUUGUUACCCGUGCGAUUCCGGUGCACGUGUAUAUCGGAAUGGUGUGCGUAAAAGCUCAAGUGCUCAUGCAAAACUUAGUUGUGGUAUCUCCUCGAAGAAGCGUUCCAUGCCAAAGUCUCGUCAGAAACCGAAGAAUAGCUUUUCAGACAAGGAUGAGAAGUCGCCCGAAGAGGACGAUUCAGAAGAAAGCGACAGUGAUGCGGAAUUUGCCGUGCAUGCAUGUCUCCGAUCGCUGAUCAAAUCACGCUCGGCAUUCUCUUUCAAGAACCACGAUGCCGUUCUCAAGAGUCCCGCUGAAGCUGGAAUCGACCCGCUGAUUGCCUCAUUCAAGGGUCAGUUAUCACCUCCAGAUGGUGUUGUCUUGAUCUGGCUGGAAGUAUGCCUUCUUCUGCAGUUCAUGAUCGCAAAAAUAACAGAAAAGCAUAUUUUGCUAUUCGUUUGGGGUGCACUCAAAGCGAUAAAUCCGCUAGCAGCUUGCUUUGACUUGUCUAAAAUGGUUAUCUCUCGUGCUGAUUCAUUCCACGAAGAACUCGAACCACCCGUUGCGAAUUUCGCUGGUGAGCUAUUCGAGCGAUGGCCUCCGCCUAGCAACCGUCAGAAACGGCUCCGUCCGCAACAACUAGGAUUAAAGGUGGUGGCAACGGACGGUAAUGAAACUGGAACCGAAAUCACCGAACUCGACGAUCCAGAAGCUGGGCUUGCACUGGAUGAUAAGGAACUUUCGGCAAGCGACCUGAGUGAUGACUCAAUGCUUGGCGGAGAGCGUUUAAAACCAUCUCAGUCCUUGGGUCAGUGCUGGUCAGCACCAGCAAAUAUCAUAAUUCGUCAGCGAUCGCAAGUAACUGGCGGCAACGAGACUGGAAAUGUGGACUGUCCAAGUCCCGAAUCACCUUUGAAUUAUUGUUGGUCCGCGCCCGAGUUCCUGGACGAUACAGACGAAGAGGACGCCGAUGUCGAUCGUGUUCAUGGUGAAAUGAAGGCUACCCUCAAGGGACUGUUCAAAAGAUCUGCCUCCUAUGAGUUCUUGAAAACGUUGUAUUCCGAUUAUGAUGAGCCAAAACGACCGAAUUUCUUGGAUCUCGGCAAUGAACUACCAAAUGAAGCGGCUCUAAAUGCUGUAAACUGCCAAGUAAACGCAGAAGAUGAAGAUGAUCAACUGCCUGUGAACCAUUUGGUGCCGUUGGCAACGAAUGACAAAUUUGGAUCACUGGAACUUUAUGGAGCAACUCCAUCACCCCAACGUGAAGACGACUGUGUUUUCCAUGUGAAUGAUGGGUCGGAUGAAGAUGAAGACAAGGAAUCUCUUAAUUCCACAGAUCCACCGGCAGGACAGAGGAUUGGGAGCGAAUCACCAAUUGAAUUCAUUGAUUCGGGGGAUGAAUCCGGCUUGGUUGCGGCCAAUGAAACGACGACCGUGACUCAAACAAGCCACAGAACACGAUCAUGCGAUACCAGUGAGGCAAUAGAUGAACGCAGCUUUGAUGAGGGAGAGUAUAAGCUGAACGAUGUGUGGACUUCACAUUCUACUGGACAUUUGGAUGAGAGAAACGGACGGAGAAUUUGAUGCUCUUCACCUGGCUGUCGUCAGUAUGCAUCGAAGCAUGUGAGUUCAGUAACAUCCUCAAAUGGCACCGUAUCAAGUGGUGCUGAUGCAGAAUUGCUCUACGAGGAUGACGACGACAUGGAAGCAGAAUGGCUGAGCUUGAAGCAUUCGGCUGAGAAUGACCCAAUUCUCGAAAUGAUUUUGAAGAAUCAGCAUGAUCCAAGCGUUACGUUCGCAAGAUCACCACAACCCGAUGUGGAAGGGCAGCAGGUGCUGGAAGGACAAGAAGAGCUGCCUGAGUGCAAUACUAGAAGCAAGAGCAAAGUUGUUGAUCCGCCGAAUCAACCACAACCUGACGUACCGUUUGGUGGUGAUGCCAUAUCAUCAAAUUCCAAUUCUCACAGCGGCGAAUGUGUACGCGAUGAAAAUUUUGGUGACGAAAAGCUACAGACGAGUGCACAAAGAGGGCAAUUUGCUCGAUCGACUGAAGACGACAGAGUGCAUCAAGCAGGCCAGCAAGGCCUAAAAGAACACGAUAAAAAACUUAAUGAAGAAAAAACUCACUUACCCUUGCAAAGUACCAAUGAAUAUGCACCAACAGCAACAUCAUCACCACCAACACCAGCAGCAGCAGCAGCAUUGCCGAGCCACGCCUCAGCCAACAUUCUAAUGAGCUCGUCAAACAUUCAGAGGAGCAUAACAACAGAAUGUGCUAAGCAAAAUGAUGACAGCGAAAAAGAUGACAGACACUCGCACGUUCACUUGAACAAAAACCACACAAAACACUUGAAUGAAGGCCAAGCCGACGACGGCAGUGCGGUGGCAACCCACGAUAGCCGAGAGAUUGACGAAUGCUUGAGCCGGGAAAACUUAAACAGUGUGGCUGAGCCUAGUCCAGCAGCAUCACUUGUCUCUGUUCUAUCGGAGCAGAGCACUAAUCUCUUGAAAGUGGACGACCACUCAAUUGAAACACAGCAGCUU